Messenger RNA from Fusarium tjaetaba, 3921 nucleotides. RefSeq names its product NACHT LRR and PYD domain protein. The record is from RefSeq and is a predicted model, not a curated record. Bases 1 to 3921 code for a protein of 1306 amino acids. Lineage: Eukaryota; Fungi; Ascomycota; Sordariomycetes; Hypocreales; Nectriaceae. The transcript has a single exon.
AUGGUUAAUCCUUCCGUGAAAGAGUCUGGUCAAUCUGUUGAAUCAUCGGAAGAAUCGCCAGAGACCCAGAGACUCACAACUCCCGGAUUGAAGGACAACCUUGCUUAUCUCAAAGCGGCCGAUGACUGGCUUCUUCAGCAUUGCUACAGCAAAGAGAAUCUCGAAAUAGAGCGUCUGUCAGGCGAGCGACUACCGCUUGAACAAUGCUACAUCAAUCUCAUGGUUAUACCUCACGCCAGGAACCAGACUUCUCGACUUUCAAAUCUUGCACCCAGCAACAAAAUCACAAAUCUGUCCUUGUUUCGGCGGUUGAAUGUCCAUGGCCCAGAUGGCGGUGUCAGAGUCAGUUUUCACGACAUAUUCAAUGCCGCGCGUGCUCACGGCGCGGCAUCAAAACACUCGACGAGAAUCCUCAUUCGCGGUCAAGCAGGCGUAGGCAAGACGACGUUCUGCAAGAAAGCUGUGCACGACUUUGUGCAGAAUCAAGUCUGGAGGCAGCACUUUGAUCGCAUUCUUUGGGUUCGACUACGCAACCUGCUAUCGCGAGAUGGAGGACACAACCUCAAGGAACUCUUUUGUGAUGAAUUCUUCUCGCAGCAUCCACAAUGUAGCGACCUUGCUGGAGCGUUGCGAGAUGCGUGUACUGACCCAGGCGGGAAGACAUUGUUUCUGCUCGACGGGCUGGAUGAGGUCUGGCAUUUGUUACGGCCCGGCGAUGAUCUCGCAAGAUUCGUCAUAUGCCUUCUCAAUCAACCAAAUGUACUCGCGCUGUCUCGCCCCUCUGUUCCGAUUCGAUCGGGCAUAAAGACGUUUGACCUGGAACUAGAGAUGAUCGGCUUCGGGACAGAUCAAGUUCACGAAUACGUUAAGCACAUGGAGCCCGAAAGACACAAAGAGAUUCAGACCUUCCUCUCGUCUCGCCCGCUCAUCCAAGACCUCGUCCGCAUCCCCAUUCAGCUCGAUGCCCUUUGCUAUGGCUGGGAUCAAGUCCACAACCAGGGCCCUGAGACCAUGACGGACCUCUACCAGUCAAUUGAAAAAGGUCUAUGGAGAAAAGAUGUUGUGCGAUUGGGAAAGCCAAAGAUUAGGGACAGUUUGACUGAGAAAGACGACAGUUUUGCCAUGGACAUUGAAGAGCUGAUCGAAGAUGAAACACGCUUUAUCGAACAACUUGCGUUUACUGGGCUGUGUAACAACAUUGUCGAGUUCCAAGACAAGCACGUCAAUAUUAUCUGCCGAUACACCAGCACACACUCUACCUUUGUCGAUAACAUCUUACCAAAGCUUUCCUUUCUACGAACAUCAGACUCGUCAGUCGGAAAGCCGAGUCGUACUUAUCACUUUCUGCACCUGACUCUGCAAGAAUACUUCGCCGCCCGAUACUUUGUGCGCAUCUGGUUGCAGCAUGACAAGGCAGAUCUUGUCUGCAUAGACUUCAACCCAGAUGCGAAAUGGUAUGCGAGAACCUCAUCCCACACAGCUACAAAACCGAAGGACUUCCUUUCCCAAAACAAAUACUCAUCUCGCUACAACAUCAUGUGGCGCUUUGUCACGGGACUAUUGCAUUCAGGGAGGAACGGCUCCGAUGAACUGGCGUUGCAGUUUCUCCAGGCCAUUGACGCCAAGCCACUCGAUUUGAUAGGCGUAGCCCAUCAGAGAUUGACAAUGCAUUGUCUCGCGGAACUGCGUCCUUCUGCGUCAUCGGAAAGGCUCGAAAGUCAUAGAAGCCACCUUGAGGCUCAUUUAGUGAGAUGGUCUACUUUCCAAGCUAAGAGGAGGAAGCUCCAAGAGGGUUCACUAGCUGGUGAGACCGAGUUCCCCAGCAAGGCACUUUUGAUGAUGUUGCAGAAUGAGGAUCCCGUCACCUUCAGAGCGGCUUUGAUGGCUUACAAGAAGAGGAUGCGGUCAGGAUCUCGGGUUCCACUUGAAUUCGAAAAUGUCUUGACAUGUCGGCUGAGAAAGGCUGGGUCUGAGAAGACCCAAAAGUAUGGCGGAGCCCUGCUGGAGAAUGAUGUUUCAAUGAUAAUCAAAACUCUUGGUCCGCCAGAAUACUUGACAGAAAGUGUAAACCUUGCACUAAGGCUGAGUCUUGAGAAUCGAAGUCCAUGGGUUGCAUCUGGUAUCUUUUCUGCUCUGGACGAAUAUCCAGAGACUAUAGCGACUUAUAUCGAAGCUAUAUCUACCAUUCUUGACUCCGAUGACGCUAGCCUAAGAUGGCGGACCAUGGUAAGGUUGAGCGGGCAGAAGAACCUUCCCCAGUUGACUCUUGAUCGUAUGGCAAAGUUUCUGUGCAGACCAGAAGAGACACGCCUCGCAAGAGAAAGGGCCAUUGACAUCCUGACAGCUGAGUCCUACUGGGAAAAGUACCUGGCUUUGAAGGCGACAGAGGAUGAAGGUGGUGAGAAACCAAGGGAUGAUGUGGAUCUUGUACAGACUGGCUUGAAGCUCAUGGAAUACGGAGACCCAGAGAAUACUGCUAUUGCAACUUUGGCACUUGGAUACCAGGACCAGCAACUACCAAGAAAGGCUGUCAACAAGAUCCUUACGAACCUUUUGCGAGAUGAUGUAGUCAUCAGACUGGCUUCUCUGGAUGCAUUAGCUCAGCCGACAGAUCUUGAGAUUGAGGAUCUAAGAGCCAUUUCUGAUCAUCUGAAUAACCCAAUUCGUGCUGUCCAGCUUGCUGCCGUCAAAGCACUCGAAGGGCGGAGCGAACUAUCCCGCAUGGAUGAUACGCUAUGCUCGCUUGUCAAGUUUUUGAGGGUCGGGACUUUCGACAUUGAUUCAGAAAUACGACUGGUUGCGGAAAGGAUCUUGCGAUGUCAGGAGUUCCUAUCAGAGAGGGUGAUGGAGCUUAUGAUAGGCCUUUUCAACGAUGAGACUACUACGCCCAAGGGGUGCCAAAAGCCCCUAUUUAUUCCUGGAGGGUUCUCAGAUGUUAUGCCUCCGUUCCCUGAAGCGGCACUCAACAAGGUCAUCCCGUAUCUGGGAUCUGAAUAUCAGAAGAUCCGGAGGGGGGCGCUAUUAUUGUUCGAUGGUCAAUCGAAACUUCCCGAGACUGUGUUACGAGCAAUUGUUGAACGUCUGGUGGACGAUUACGAGCCCAUACGUCGACAAGCGAUGAAGACGUUGGAAAGUCACCGACUGGAUCUGAAUGAGCGACUUUACUCGGCUAUAGAGUCCCAUCUGGAUUUCAAAGAUGGAACUAAAAGAGACUUGGUGUUUGAAACCGUUUACAGAACUGUUGGAUGUCCGGAGAAGGUUCUGCGAACCAUUGAAAAAGCUCUACAUGAUAAGGAUCAUCUCAUACGACUCAAUGCUCUUACAUAUUGGAUCCAUCACCCAGAUAUUCCCGGAAGACUUCACGAAGCCGUGGCAGUAUGUUGCGAGACGCUAACACACAGAGAACCCAAAGGAAGGGAACGCAUGAUCGAGAUGCUUACUCGUGAGAAAAAGAGAUUCCUCCCCGACACAAGAACUCUUUACGCUCUCGCAGAGUUUCUCAACGACGACGACGUAUGCAUCCGGCGAGAUACAAUCAGCUAUCUAGCCCGGCAUCCAAACGUACCUCCCAAGAUAACCGCGCAGAUAGCCACCAAGAUCACGGCGUUUCCAGAAGACAUCUUUCGGUACAAUUCAUCAAUGAGCAUUCUCCUACAGCACAACGACGCCUAUGGAGCGACGCUGGCGAGAGCAAAGGUAGAUGAGCAGCUCAAGUUUCUGCUGGAGAGAUCGGAUACGAUGCAUGUUGCGUGGUAUGUGAGGGAUGGGCAGAGUCUGAUUGAGACGGGGAGUGGGGUGAUGUGUAGGGAGUUGGAGAAUUCGAGGGCUUUUGUGAGUGCAGUUGAGGAGGCGAGGAAGAAGGCUGAGAUGCCUGAUGUUGUGGCCUGUGUGCCGUGGCAAUGGGCGGGAUUUGGGUGGUGA